Aphanomyces astaci is the source of this 435-nucleotide messenger RNA. RefSeq lists its product as hypothetical. The record is from RefSeq and is a predicted model, not a curated record. Lineage: Eukaryota; Oomycota; Saprolegniomycetes; Saprolegniales; Verrucalvaceae. The coding region runs from base 1 to 435 and encodes 144 amino acids. The transcript has a single exon.
AUGGCGAAGAACUCAAAAUAUCGUGCCCAGAAGCCGAAGGCCCCGGCAACGGCGCCAGUAGCUGCGAGCAGCGAGACUGAGGAAGAAAUACCAGUGACGGAGCCACCGUUGGUCCCGGUAGUUGGAGGGACCACGGAUGUGCUACCAGCUGUGAAAGAGUCCAAAAGCGAAGAAGUCCGGAAGACGAUGGAAGAGAUGGCCAAGGCGAACAAGGCCACGGGUAGCACGCGAGCGGCGCCCAUGACCUGGGACGAAACGCGGCGGCGAUAUGGCGGUCAAACCAUGGGACCUAUCUGGGAACAACUACCACGACCCCCAAUGGAAGGCACCUAUGACGACGAAGAUUACCCGCCGCCAGAGAAGUCCGAUGCCGAGAAGCGAGCGGAUAAAAUGGCGGAAGCUCGAGAUAAGCUACGUGCAGAACGACGGAAUUGA